Ostertagia ostertagi is the source of this 318-nucleotide messenger RNA. NCBI's taxonomy places the organism in Eukaryota, Metazoa, Nematoda, Chromadorea, Rhabditida, Trichostrongylidae. The record is from the annotation of a GenBank genome assembly.
AUGACGCAGACGGCGUCAGCGCGAGUAACAGGCGCCUAUUCUGCAGGCGAAGAGAGAACGAUUCCUGCACGAGCAAAGGAGUACAUGCCACGCGAACAUCGCGAGCUUAUUUACUGGGUCGAAGCAGAAUCGCCGAUACAGAAAUCAACGGAAGGUCGUCAGCAAGCACUGGAGGCGCUCACUGCGUUUCGCUCAUCUCAUUUGAAUACAGUGGCAUUAUACAUCCUCACACAAAUGAAAGGCUCUUCGCAGGCGACUGGAACUGGAGGCAGUUCACUUGUGCAAUUUUUGAACAAUGUCAGGCUCGAUACCAAAUGA